AUUAAAAAAUUAAUUUUUCCCUUUUUAAUUGUCUAAAGUGCAAUUCUUCUGUAAAAAAUAUCUCUAUCAGAGUAUGAAAUUCUACCAAUGAGCAAUAUUUAUUGAUCAAACCAUUUCUAUUGAAUUAAGUAGUAAUAAUAAAAGUGUGGUAACAAACAAUGGAUAAUUAUGAUUCAGAUAAUGAAGAAAUUAGUACUGACAAGAAUAUUUCAAGGCAACCAGUAUUUAAACUUUAUUUUCCUCCAAAGUCUGACGUUGGUUUUACACAAGUUCACUCACGAUUUAGAAGGAAGACAGUAAGUCCAAAAUUCUACACUUAUGAUAAAAGUACAGAAAUCGAUUUAAAUGAAAUUGAGAAAGCUGAAUCAGAACUUGUUAAAGAAAAACUUCAAUCAAAUAAAAAAUAUGACAGUCCAAUUACUGAAAAUUGCAAGUACGGCUGGUAUUUAGAGAAAUAUAAGGACAUAAAGGGAACUGAAGUUAAUAUAUACACAGAUUUUAGAAAACAUGUUGAUUACAUGUUAACUGAGAGGCUUAUGAGUUUUGUAAAAAUUAGACCAUAAAUGAAUAAAUUUAAAGU
This is a messenger RNA of Agrilus planipennis (emerald ash borer), 580 nucleotides long. RefSeq lists its product as uncharacterized. Bases 159 to 563 code for a protein of 134 amino acids. Lineage: Eukaryota; Metazoa; Arthropoda; Insecta; Coleoptera; Buprestidae. The record is from RefSeq and is a predicted model, not a curated record. The transcript has 3 exons.